CACCUCUCAGCAGGGAUCCUAUCAUCAUCGAGAUAGUGCAUUCCAGUUCUUUGAAAGCGUAUAGAGCUCAAGAUGGCGUCAGUAGCUUCUUUGACCCGAACGGGACGGUCAGCUGUCUCUCGGAACCUACCUGCUAGAGCAUUCACUACCUCACUUUCCGCCCGCUCUGACUCCCUGUUCGUGCACCGCGAUACCGACUACAAUAACCCAGAUAUUCCCUUCGAAUUCGAUGCUGAGAACCUCAAAAUGGCGAAAGAGAUCAUCGCUCGAUACCCUCCACAAUACAAAAAGGCAGCCGUUAUGCCAAUCUUGGAUCUUGGACAGAGACAGAACAAGGGAUGGACCAGUAUAAGUGUUAUGAAUGCAGUCGCCAAGCUGUUGGAAAUGCCAAAGAUGAGGGUGUACGAAGUUGCUACCUUUUACACCAUGUACAACCGUGAACCUGUGGGCAAGUACUUUGUGCAACUGUGCACCACGACACCGUGCAAACUUGGAGGAUGUGGAUCUGACAUCAUCCAAAAAACAAUAGAGGAGAAGUUGGGAGUUCACGGAGGAGAAUCGACUAAGGACGGCAAGUUCACUUAUAUUGAAGUGGAGUGCUUGGGAGCCUGCAGCAAUGCGCCGAUGAUGCAAAUCAAUGAUGACUUUUACGAGGAUCUGACACCAGAAUCAACCGUCAAGAUUCUGGAUGCCCUGUCGAAAGGAGAGAGACCAAAGCCUGGACCACAGUCAAAGAGAUACAAGUCGGAGAACUCUGCUGGUUUGACAACUUUGACUGGCAAACCAUAUGGACCGGGAGAGUUCUGUCAACCGGAAUUUCAAUAGGCGCAAAAUAUGUAUGAAAAUGUAAUCCCUGCGAGCA
Kockovaella imperatae is the source of this 862-nucleotide messenger RNA. RefSeq names its product thioredoxin-like [2Fe-2S] ferredoxin-domain-containing protein. Gene Ontology annotation, molecular function: NADH dehydrogenase activity. The transcript has 7 exons. The coding region runs from base 73 to 825 and encodes 250 amino acids. The record is from RefSeq and is a predicted model, not a curated record. NCBI's taxonomy places the organism in Eukaryota, Fungi, Basidiomycota, Tremellomycetes, Tremellales, Cuniculitremaceae.